Molecule: messenger RNA, 1437 nt
Organism: Vicia villosa (hairy vetch)
Lineage: Eukaryota; Viridiplantae; Streptophyta; Magnoliopsida; Fabales; Fabaceae
Exons: 5
Coding region: 1-1437 (478 amino acids)
Source: RefSeq, a predicted model, not a curated record
AUGCCUUUGUCUCAAGUCCUACAACAUCUUUUGAAGGCUAAGCUAGUCACACUGAAGGAUCCUCCGAAGUUUGUCAACACUGCGAGUCCAACUUAUGAUCCCAAAGCUACAUGUGCUUAUCAUUCCAACGCUACUGGGCACAAUGCAGAUAAUUGUUGGGCACUGAAAAACAAAGUUCAAGAUAUGAUAGAAGCUGGCGAAAUCGAGUUCGACGCUCCAGAGACUCCCAACGUCAUUACUUCUCCCAUGCCGAAACACGACAAGACUGUUAAUGCAAUCAUGGACACAAUUCAUGUCUAUGAUUUCGAAGAUGUGUCUGUAAUUUCCAAAGCUCCGCUAAAAAUUCCUACUAAGGCUCCUUUCAAGAUUUCUGCUGAACCCCGUGUGGCUCCAAUUAUUAUUACUAAACCUUGUCCGAUUCCAUAUUCUUCUGAUAAAGCUAUCCCUUGGAAUUAUGGUGCUGAGAUCUAUGUUCAAGGAACUAAGCAAGAACUCGAGUCUGAUGAAGUUGCUGAAAACACCAAUUCUGACAUGGGUAAUAUUGCUGGAAAUAGCAAAGUGACAAGAAGUGGAAGGGUGUUUUCUCCAGAAAUCUCUCCGAACAGUGCUUCACCUGCCGUUACUGUUACUCCAAAUGCUGAUGCUCGUGGUAAAGGACCAUUGCAUGAACAUGAGACUAUCUCUAUGCUGUCACUUUUGAGUUGUUCCAAAACUCACGCCAAAGCCAUGAUGAAGUUUCUAGAAGCUGCCCAUGUGCCUCAAGAGAUUUCUGUUAAUCAACUCGAGAAGUGCAUUGCGAACCUGACGACAGAGAAUUACCUUGGGUUUUCUGAUGCUAAUCUGAGUCCUAGUGGAAAGAACCAUAACAAAGCGCUACGUAUAUCCAUUGAAUGUGGGGGCACCACUCUGGCCCAUGUGUUAGUAGACAAUGGUUCGUCUUUGAACGUGCUGCCCAAGCUGGUAUUGGACAAACUCCGACCUGAAGGAGCUACAUUGAAAUCUAGUGAUGUGAUUGUAAAAGCUUUUGAUGGAUCAAUGAGUACUGUACAUGGUGAAAUCGAGCUCCCGAUCAGAAAGCCGAAAUACCCUGCAAAAGGCAAAAUUGUCACUGUUCAUGGCGAAGAAGAGUAUAUGGUAAGUUUCGUAGAUGAAACCAAGUAUAUUGAGCUCACUAUAGAAGGUUUUGAGACUCCCUGUCAAGCAUUUGAGUUGGUCCCUCAAUCCAACAAAUGGGGUCUAGGUUGCACUGCUAAGGAUCAGAGUGGAGGAAAACAUCCUCGUCCUGAAGGUUUGAAGUAUCAUUUCAUCAGCAAAGGAGUCAACGCCAUUAGUGAAGAUGAAUACAACUGCAACCUGGACAAAUGGGUCUUCCACACAUCUGACAAAGGGCUGGACAACUGGAAGACUGAAGACAUUGUUUCUAUCUCAUAUAAUUAG